CGAAUGACACCAACAUGGACGCGGACAAUUCGAUCGAGCGCAUUGAACGAGACUUGAAGGCCACGUCGCUGCCAGCGCUGGUCACCAGAGACUCGCUGGAGGAUGCAAAUGAGACCACGGGGAAUCAAUUUCAGCAGCCUGACUGGCAGGUGGCUCUGUGGGCUUUGGCGUACUCGCUCAUCAUCCUGGUGUCCGUCACCGGGAACGUGACGGUCAUCUGGAUCAUUCUGGCUCACCGGCGCAUGAGGACCGUGACCAACUACUUUAUCGUCAACUUGGCUUUCUCUGACGUUUCGAUGGCGACCUUCAACACUUUGUUCAACUUUGUUUACGCGCUGCACAACGACUGGUACUUUGGCCUCGGCUACUGUCGAUUCCAGAACUUCUUCCCCAUCACCGCCAUGUUUUCGUCCAUUUACUCCAUGGCUGCCAUCGCGGUUGACAGAUAUAUGGCCAUCAUCCACCCUUUGAAGCCUCGCCUCUCCUCCACCUCCACCAAGGUUGUGAUUGCAAUCAUUUGGAUUGCGGCGGUUUUGCUGGCGUUCCCGCAGUGCUACUACAGCGUGACCAGAUUUUACUACCCCAGAACAGUUUGCAUGGUCGACUGGCCGGACGACUACGGAGGAACGCACCAACUCAGCUACCAGUUUGCAGUCAUACUGCUGAUCUACUUGCUCCCCUUGCUGGUGAUGAUGGUGACGUACACUUUGGUGGGCCAGACUCUGUGGGGGGGCCACAUCCCCGGAGAGGCGACCGACCACUACCACAGCCAGAUCAACGCAAAGAGAAAGGUGGUAAAGAUGAUGGUUGUCGUGGUGGUGACCUUCACCCUGUGCUGGUUGCCCUACCACAUCUACUUCAUAUUGGGAUCAAUCAACAGAGACAUUUAUAAGCAACAUUACAUUCAACAGGUUUACCUGGCGAUUUUUUGGUUGGCGAUGAGCUCGACCAUGUACAACCCCAUCAUCUACUGCUGUCUAAACCAAAGGUUCCGUGCUGGUUUCCGACACGCUUUUUCUUGGUGUCCCUUCAUCAAAGUGUCGCAGGAGGACAAAAUGGAGCUGCAGCACACGCACACCUUCAGAGUGACCACGACGCGCAGCCUACACAAAAGCAGCCCGCGCGCCUCCAUCCGCGCAAACGACUAAAGCGACGUAAGCAAAGAAUGUGGGCGAGGAUGGUGCA
This is a messenger RNA of Syngnathoides biaculeatus (alligator pipefish), 1185 nucleotides long. RefSeq names its product tachykinin receptor 2 (gene tacr2). Gene Ontology annotation, cellular component: plasma membrane; sperm midpiece. Gene Ontology annotation, molecular function: substance K receptor activity. The record is from RefSeq and is a predicted model, not a curated record. Gene Ontology annotation, biological process: positive regulation of flagellated sperm motility; G protein-coupled receptor signaling pathway. Lineage: Eukaryota; Metazoa; Chordata; Actinopteri; Syngnathiformes; Syngnathidae. Bases 15 to 1148 code for a protein of 377 amino acids. The transcript is spliced from 7 exons.